Messenger RNA from Tigriopus californicus, 1543 nucleotides. RefSeq lists its product as uncharacterized. Lineage: Eukaryota; Metazoa; Arthropoda; Copepoda; Harpacticoida; Harpacticidae. The transcript has 2 exons. Bases 471 to 1265 code for a protein of 264 amino acids. The record is from RefSeq and is a predicted model, not a curated record.
CUUCAGUGAUGCCAAUUCAUGAAAAAGCUCAAAUAUGGACUCAUUGGAAUAAAUCGCAAUUGAUCGAAUGACGCAUAUUCACAUUUUCGAAAUGCAACAUGAGCCAUAUUUUUGAGUGCGUCAAACCCUCAUACUUGGCGGGACCUUCCUUUUCGUUUGAGGGUGACUUUGAAGCGCGCAGCAACCCUGAGCGAGUGAACAUUUCCCCUGCGCAAAUCCAGCGGAGACUCAGAGAGUCGUCAAAGAGAAGAAAUUCUCGUAUGUAGAGGCUAUAUAGAGGGCACGUGGAACAGCAGGAAGUUCAGUUCCACUUGCUACGCUCGACACGAAAGAACAAUUAUUGUUUGCUUGUUCCUCUAAUUAUUAGAGUGAAUCCGCAUUGUUGUGAAACAGAAACAGUGAUCCUACGUACAGCUACUACUUCUGUUCAUUGAUAUUUGCUAGUAAACCAAAUCAACAAUCUAAUCAUAAUGAGGACAGAUCAUCCAGAAACUCAAGCCUGUCUCGAGUACUCGACUCAAAAUACCAAGAGUUGCUCUUCAUCUGAUGUAGAGGUCUGCUCUGAAUCGUCCUCAUCCGGGAGCGACUCGGAAUAUUCAUUGCCCUCAGAGAAUACCCAAUCUAAGAUGAAAAAUCCGUUUUCCUUCGCCAUGAUGACCUCAUCAGCCUCGGCCUCCAAUGCUUCAUCCUCAUCUUCAUUCUCCUCCACGUGUUCCAAUGUGACGUCAUCGCCGACCAAGCGGAACGAAGAGAGGGAAAAGCUGGUGAAUGUGAACCCAGUGGUGCAAUCCCUCCAAAAGCUACAGACUCUUCAAAGCCAGAACAACCCAACCACGCACUUACAAGAGCGAGACCAAGCCAAAGAACAAGAAGAGCUAAUGAUCCAAAGGCUGUUAUUGGAGGUCAAAGAGAUGAGAGAUCGUGUUUUGGCGCAUUUGACGUCCCGAUCUCAGAAGCGCAUCAUGAAUGAGCUCAAACAACAGUUUUCCAGCAUGACAGAGAUCCCUCAGUUGCUGGGACGGUGCUUUAACUUGUCUUUGAAUGUCAAGAUCAUUGGACAGUCCUUUGAGCACGGUUACAUCGAUUCCACCAUUGGAGCGAGGAUCUUGUCAGACAUUCUAAUCUUGGAACAGAGCUUGAGGCUCAUGCUCAGCAGCCAACAACCCGAGGAUCUCAAGCGUUCCAAAGCCAUGAAUAAUUUCUUGUCACUGUCAGGCCUCAAACUUGACAACAAGCAAGAUGGAAGACCCAAAUUGGGCUUUUGAGCAGCUUAUGCAAGGUUGAUGUAAACGAUAAUAGUUUUAUACGAACCACUCUUUAUACUCGAGGUCUGCUACCCAUGAGUCACAAUUGGGAUUUUGAGGCAUGAUUGUUGGUUACUCGAUUUCAUAUUUAUUUUCAUGUCUGCAGUACGAAUCAAAACUACCUAUCUUUUGUCUGCCAUGAAGUAUCCAAAUAAUGAUCAGUGGCUUGUAGCCUCAGAUUAAUACACCGUUGGCAAGCAAUUGCUGAGAAUAAUAUAUGUCAUAUUUUCGCUAUACUA